Messenger RNA from Athene cunicularia (burrowing owl), 3289 nucleotides. RefSeq names its product notchless homolog 1 (gene NLE1). Bases 86 to 1522 code for a protein of 478 amino acids. The record is from RefSeq and is a predicted model, not a curated record. Lineage: Eukaryota; Metazoa; Chordata; Aves; Strigiformes; Strigidae. Gene Ontology annotation, molecular function: protein binding. Gene Ontology annotation, biological process: ribosomal large subunit assembly; Notch signaling pathway. The transcript is spliced from 12 exons. Gene Ontology annotation, cellular component: nucleolus.
GCUCCACGCCGGGUCCUCCGUGUCCCCCGCGCGGGUGGGUGCUGUGGGGCGCGCCCCCUCCCCGGGGGGAUCCUCGCCGCUGAACAUGUCGCUGGACGAGGACGUGCAGCGGCUCCUGAUCCAGUUCCGGGAUGAGGCGGGGGAGUCCCUGGGUUCCCCCUUCGAUGUCCCGGCCACCAUCACCCCGGACAAGCUGCAGCUGGUCUGCAACGCCCUCCUGCAGAAGGAUGAGCCGGUGCCUCUGGCCUUCUUCGUCCAUGAUGCCGAAAUCGUGGCGUCGCUGGAGAAGACCUUGGCGGGGCAGAGCGUGGAGACGGAGAAGGUCCUGGACAUCAUCUACCAGCCGCAGGCGGUGUUCAGGGUGCGGGCGGUGACCCGCUGCACCAGCUCCCUGGAGGGACACACCGAGGCCGUCAUCUCCGUGGCCUUCAGCCCCACGGGAAAGUACCUGGCGAGCGGCUCUGGAGACACGACUGUCCGCUUCUGGGACCUCAGCACGGAGACGCCACAGUUCACUGCCAAAGGUCACCGUCACUGGGUGCUCAGCAUCGCCUGGUCGCCUGACGGCAAGAAGCUGGCCUCGGGCUGCAAGAACAGCCAGAUAUUUCUCUGGGACCCAGCCACCGGCAAUCAGAUCGGCCGGGUGCUCGCUGGCCACUCCAAAUGGAUCACGUGUCUGUGCUGGGAACCACUCCACAUAAACCCAGAGUGCCGCUACCUGGCGAGUGCCUCGAAGGACGGCAGCAUCCGCAUCUGGGACACGCUGAUGGGCAGGUGUGACAAAAUCCUCACAAGCCACACGCAGUCGGUGACGUGUGUGAAGUGGGGGGGCGAUGGCUUGCUCUACUCCUCCUCCCAGGACAGGACCAUCAAAGUCUGGAGGAGCCAGGACGGGGUCCUGUGCCGCACCCUGCAGGGCCACGCUCACUGGGUGAACACCAUGGCCCUUAGCACUGACUACGUUCUCCGCACCGGUGCCUUCGAACCUGCUGAAGCCACCAUCAACCCACAGGAUGUGAGCGGCUCCUUGGCAGAACUGAAGGACAAGGCACAGCAGAGGUAUGACCAAGUCAGGGGCCAGGAACCAGAAAGGCUCGUCUCAGGGUCAGAUGACUUCACACUGUUUCUUUGGAAACCAGCAGAAGACAAGAAGCCACUGGAGAGAAUGACGGGCCACCAGGCGUUGAUUAACCAAGUUCUCUUCUCGCCAGACACCCGGAUAAUAGCUAGUGCUUCCUUUGACAAGUCCAUAAAGCUCUGGGAUGGUAGGACAGGAAAGUACGUGACGUCGCUGAGAGGGCACGUUUCGGCUGUGUAUCAGAUCGCCUGGUCAGCCGACAGCCGCUUGCUGGUGAGCGGGAGCAGUGACAGCACGCUGAAGGUCUGGGAUGCCAAGAUGAAGAAACUGGCCAUCGAUCUUCCUGGCCAUGCAGACGAGGUGUAUGCAACGGAUUGGAGCCCAGACGGCCAGAGGGUAGCGAGCGGAGGGAAGGAUAAGUGUUUGCGGAUAUGGCGUCGGUAGGAGCAGCGACACGACGCUGUCGCUCCCAUCCCACACUGGCCUGCCCUGGGCACAAUCUGCCUGGGAGAUCUGCGAGGUGAUCGACGAUGGAGGCUGACCUGUGCCUGACUCCCUGUUCCUGUUGGCUGCUCUCCCUCAUGGACUCUUUCCUUAUAUUUAAGGAAAUUUUAAUUCUAGUUCUUAAGAGCUGUGCUUUGCAGGAUGGUUUUCUCUGAACAUUACAGGAGGAAUAUCUUAUCUGCCUCCAUCUCAACUGACUUUUUUUCUUGAAAUUUCAGCUUUACAAGUAGCCUGCCACCUUGGAAGGGGCAAGUGAAGGGUGGGAAUGGCUCGUGCCCCUUCUUGCUAUGUGAAGAGUCCUGCAGAGAAAGGCUUUUAGUGGGAACAGAAAGGGUUGUCCUUGUGUGACCUUCACAGAGGGAGAGAGAAAGGGGAAAAUUCAGCACAUCAUUACAUUGCAGAAUUGUGCUCAGCUGCAUGCCUGGGACAAAGAUCUGCUGAGAAUAAGGUCUUGGGGGGGCUUCUCGUUAUUCCAGGAAGGUUUUGCCUUUUCACUCAGCCCAUUUGCCUGUGGGCUGUGCCAAGCAUUAUCUGUUAGUGAUCCUCCCCAUCCACAGCAGGUAACUCAGUUGCUCAUCCACUCAGGGUGCAACAGGCACAGACUUCAAACAACUGUGAGAGCUGCACUGAGUUUUCAGGUCUCAGUGGCUCUUGGAAAUGGGGCAAUGGGGCACUUGUGCUUCUGAACAGGGAAGAGAGUGCCCACUUCACAUCCACUGCUGCCUUGGGGGGGAGAAGGAAGGAAGGGAGAGGGAAGGGGAAGAAUGGAAGCAGUUUUGGGUGGUGGUUGUCCCUUGCCCUGGAUAUAUGCUGACAGCAGGGUUGAGACUGUCACAGUAAAUGGCAAAACUUCCAUUGCACAGAGUUGGCUCCUCCUGGAAUUUCUCAAGUGCAUUUACUUGCCCAGUGGGUGAGAGGGAUUCACACUGUCAGUUUUGUAUUUGUAAGCUUGCUCAUAAGCCUUUUUAUAAGUCAAUUCAGGCUUAAAACAAUCAUGAGGUGAAUAGACCUGGAUUUAGUGUUUAUUUCCAGGAUGCUUACCAAACGGGGAAGAUCAAGAUGUGAUUAUUAAGGAGUAGAAAUUUUAUUGUCAGGAUUGAUUGCAGCAAGUUAGCAUGAAGGCCAAAACACUCUCCAUAGCCCUCAUGCUGCAGGUGCUACUCGGUGAUGACUACAACUCAGAACCAGAGUUUGGGUCACAGAUGCUUCCCAGCUGCAGAAUAUGCAUUUUAGGACUUUAUUCCUGCUGGCAGGAUUGCUUUGGGGAAUUAAGGGGGAUGGUGCAGUCAUGGCCAUUUGCUUGUCUGCGAGUGUUCAGGUGAGCAAAGGGCUGGAACAAAGGAUUAAAUCUUUAAUAUGAGUGGGAGCACAAAUUAUGGUUCCUGUUAGUAUCUCUUUCUACCAGCCGAGUCAGCAGGCUCUAUCUUCGUGGGAUCUUUUGGGAAGAACUCAAUAUCCAGUACCUGCUCUUUCAUUAACGUGCUUCCUCCAGUUGGUUCUUGCUGAUGAUGAAGGCCACGUUGUGUCCAUCUGCAUAAACAAAACCUUUUGCAAUUCGCCGAGGUAAAUGUUGUGGGAUAGGCUGUUUUAAAAUUGUAGCUGGUAAUUCUGCCUCCCCAGACCACCGUGCUGUUGGGAAGGAGAACGGCACACGUGCAGCUGAUGGCUCUCUGGGCAUGGCUGAGAAGCCUGCUGCUUUGCAAGUGU